UAUGCGGCAAAAAGUGUGCAUUAGAAACUUGUAGACAAUUUAAGUUGUUUUAACUGCUUUCUGUUUAAAAACAACUGCAAGGAGAGAUGUAGACUCUUAAUAAAUAAUGAAUCUUCAAACAAGAAGAAUAUGUUUGCGUGGAUUGCGUCGCCGUAAGUGUGAAAUAUUUUUUACCGCUGUAAUAAUUUUGGUAACGUUUCUGUGCUGGUGGCUGAAAGUAAACAGAAGUGAGCCUAGCAAUAAUACAUAUUGUAUGCCCAUCGAUGUUGUUUACACGUGGGUUAAUGGGUCCGAGGAGACGUUCAUAAAGACUAUAAAACAAUAUGACGCAGGAUAUGAUCCGGCAAGAUAUGAUGACAAAAAUGAGUUGCGUUAUUCAUUACGCUCAUUGGAAAAGUAUGCUCCAUGGGUGCGGCGUGUUUACAUUGUCACAAAUGGGCAGAUACCACAUUGGCUAGAUUUAAGUUAUGACAGAGUCUCCGUGAUAUCACAUGAGUUAUUAAGCCCUCAUCCCGAAACGUUGCCUACAUUUUCUAGUGCUGCAAUAGAGACUUUUCUUCAUCGUAUACCUGGUUUAUCUAAAAGAUUUCUUUAUAUGAAUGAUGACAUAUUUCUGGGAGCACCUCUAUAUCCUGAUGAUCUGUACACUAAAUCUGAAGGUGUACGCAUAUAUCAAGCAUGGUUGGUGCCGGAUUGUGCAGAUGAUUGUCCGUGGACAUAUAUUGGGGACGGUGCUUGUGAUCGCCAUUGUAAUAUAAAAGAAUGCCAAUUCGACGGCGGUGACUGCAAUGCAAAUAUCAAAAGUAAAAGUGUAGAAAAUAUGAUAAAUACAAAAUUUAAUGAGUCGAACCAUAACAAAAACUUUGAUAUAAGAGCAUUUCCAACAAAAAAAUCUAGACGGCAUGCAAAGACCACAUAUCGAAACUCUUCGUUGCCCUUCAAAGAGUUAGUGAAACAUAAAAAUUUAACUACACUCAAUGAAUUGCGACGAAUUGUGGAUAGUUACAAUAAACGUUUGAAAUCAAAUCCAAAGGAGGUGGCUAUUGCAACCACUACAAAUCGUACAUUAAGCAAUUUUAAAAUGUUUAAAUCCACCAAAGAUAUAUACUCGCAAUCACUUAUAUACACAAACAUGCUGCUCAACCAAUUUUAUGGUUUCAAAGCACGUCAUGUGCUCUCCCACAUUGGUUUUCUAUUGGAUCGCGAUAUAAUUAGGGAAAUGCAAGAAAAGUUCUCGAGAGAAACUUUUUAUACCGCCUCGCAUCGUUUUAGAGCUGCAAAUGAUUUACAGUUCGCUUUUGUCUAUUAUUCCUAUUUAAUGAGUGAAACUCGUAUGGCUGGUGUGGAGGAAAUAUUUAAUGAAUUUGACACUGAUGACUCGCUAACCUGGUCGGAUAGAGAAGUGAGAACAUUUCUCGCACGUAUGUAUCCAUUGCCAUUGGAUUGGUCGGCAGUGCGCUUUUUUGAAGAAGUCAUUAGUAACUGCUCAAAAGAUUUAAAGUUAACCAAACGUAAUAAUAACAUAGUAUACUCAACUUUGGUGUAUGAACGCUACGAGGACUCAAAUUUGCCCACCAUAACACGUGAACUUGUUAGUAAGUGUGCUUUGCUAACAGAAGCUUUGUUAACUAAUUUUGGUGUACGUUCCAAAUAUAAAUAUAAUAUCAAUUCUAAACGUGCCAUGCAUAGUAAUUUUAUGAUGCUAAUUUCAAAUGUUUCCAAUGUUGUAGAUAAUUUGGAUAAAAUAAGACAAAAUCCAAGAAAGUUUAAUUGUAUCAAUGAUAAUCUUGAUCCGAUAUUCACUGAAGACAAUGAAUUGAUACGUCAUUUAUUGGAAGAUUUCUAUCUUUCGUUUUUUCCAAAACGCAGUAAAUUUGAAUUGGAAGCGCAGUAUCGGAACCGUUUUUCCAAUCUCAAUGAUUAUCAACUUUGGCGCAGAAGAAAACGUGCCGUACUCUUUGUUGGCUACGGCGCUACAGUAGUGUUGCUGAUGUUCUUGUUUAAGUUUAUGUGCAUGCAUAAGGCAAAGUUUGCACGACGCUAUAUACAGAAUCUGUAAAAAUCAGUCCUUUUAAAAAUUUUAUUUAUUUAUCAUAUUUAACCGUGAUAUCAAACGAAUAUAGUUUUAAUGUAUGAAUAAGAUUUUUGGGUAGAUGAUUUACAAUUAUAUGACAACUAACUCAGGUGCAUUGUAUAUGCAUAUAAUAGUUGAAUAUUAAAAAAAUGCAUAAUUAAAAACUUUAACUCCAUAUUUGUGUUAUUCUAUAAUAUUUAAUGAGGAGAUAUGAAACGGCGUUAUCAAGGUUUAUUGUGCCAGGAAUCCAUAUGUACUAUUCUAAAAUGUUUAUAUAUGUUUUUCAUACUUUUAAAAAAUUUUAAAAAUAAAUAAUAUUUAUUUUUAGUUAAAUACUCAUAUUUAGUGAACA
This is a messenger RNA of Teleopsis dalmanni, 2426 nucleotides long. RefSeq names its product N-acetylglucosamine-1-phosphotransferase subunits alpha/beta-like. The coding region runs from base 107 to 2059 and encodes 650 amino acids. Gene Ontology annotation, molecular function: UDP-N-acetylglucosamine-lysosomal-enzyme N-acetylglucosaminephosphotransferase activity. NCBI's taxonomy places the organism in Eukaryota, Metazoa, Arthropoda, Insecta, Diptera, Diopsidae. Gene Ontology annotation, cellular component: Golgi apparatus. Gene Ontology annotation, biological process: carbohydrate phosphorylation; N-glycan processing to lysosome. The transcript is spliced from 5 exons. The record is from RefSeq and is a predicted model, not a curated record.